GCUGGCGGGUUGGGCCAGACUCCAGUGAAUUAUCACGGUCCUGCCGAGUGCUGCUGAACCGCAGGCGGAAGGAGAAAGACCCCAGCGGAGGCAGAUGAGCUGAAUUUUACCGAGCAGCGGUAACACAGUUAAAAGUGUGAGGAGAGGAGUGAGGUUUUUUUUUUUAAAUGUAGCCGCGCUUCUUCGUGGCUCUACUUGUUCCCUGUGGGAUAGUUAUUGGAGUUGACAAGCCCGCUUCACUACUGUAUUACUCCCUCCUCCUCUUCCUCCUCCUCCUCCUCCUCCUCUCCCGCUCCACACAACCAGGAAAUCGUCGAGGUGUGCUUCUUUAUCCCGUUGGUGGUUGCCCCGUUUGCGGGUGUAGAUGAGCUUCUUUUUUCUCCGGUUUCGCACUUUUUAAUUUUUUUUUAUUUUAUUUUCACCGGCGUUUUUCUCAACGCCGAGCUUUCCCCACUGAAGUUGCCUUCGAGGAGAGGAUCUCCACUCUGGCCGAACAAUGAGUGAGUCAAGUAUUUGCCAGGCUCGGGCCACUGUGAUGAUCUACGAUGACAACAGUAAGAAGUGGCUCCCGGCAGGGGUCGGAGCCCAAGCCUUCAGCAGAGUCCAGAUCUUUCACAACCCCUCCAACAAUGCCUUCAGGAUAGUGGGGCGCAAGAUGCAGACAGACCAGCAGGUGGUGAUAAACUGCCCCAUUGUGAGAGGUCUCAAGUACAACCAGGCCACACCAAAUUUUCACCAGUGGCGAGAUGCCAGGCAGGUGUGGGGSCUCAACUUCGGCAGCAAAGAGGACGCCACUCUGUUUGCUAACGGCAUGUCUCAUGCUCUGGAGGUCCUGAACUCCAUGGCAGACGCAGGAUAUGCAACCCUCCCCCGCCCAGUGUCCAAUGGACCCACCCCAGAAGAGCUGGAACAGCAGCGGAGGUUGGAGCAACAAAGGAUUGAACAGCAGGAACGGGAACGCCAAGAAAGAGAGAGGCAGGAGUGGGAGCGUCAGGAAAGAGAGAGGCAGGAGAGGGAACGACAAGCUGCUGCAGCUCCAGCUCCACCGAUGGCCCCUGUAGGCCCUCCUCCACCUCCAGCUCCCCCACCACCACCUUGCCCUCCCCCAGCUGCUGGCAUCCCUCCUCCUCCGGGACCCCCUCCCACAGGACCCCCUCCAGCUCCGCCUCUGCCCAUGUCAGGCGGAGGAGGCGGGGAUGACGUCGGUGGUGGUGGUGGUGGUGGUGGAGGUGGGGGAUUGGCAGCUGCACUGGCGGCGGCAAAACUCCGCAAAGUGUCCAAGCAGGAAGAUUCAGCCUCGGCUCCAGCAGCCGCUCCAGUGGCAAGAGCCGACCCCAGUCGCAGCAGCACCUCGUCUAUCGGAGGAGGGGGUGGAGGAGGUGGUGGAGGAGGAGGAGGGGGUUUGAUGGGGGAGAUGAGUGCCAUCUUGGCGCGAAGGAGAAAAGCUGCAAAUAGUGGAGAGAAGCCACCUGUGAAGACGCAAGAAAAUGAUGAUUCAGAGCCCCAAGGUCAAAGUGAUACGAUGAGAAAACCUUGGGAGAAAGCAUCCAUGGUCAGGAAUAACUCCAUCCCCAAGAGCAUGGACACCACCCCCUCAUUGUCCCAAGUUUUAAGGGGAAAGGGAUCAGGCAAUAAUAGUGACGGAUCUGAGGACUCUGAUUUAGAGAAAAUGAAACAGGAGAUUUUGGAGGAGGUGCGGAAAGAACUGCAAAAAGUCAAGGAGGAAAUUAUUGGAGCCUUUAUUCAGGAGCUGCAAAAGAGAAACACAUAGUUCUGCUGCGUGUCAGGUGCAACAGAGGGGUGCGGUACACGGAGRUGUUUGAGGCACAUUGGGACUUCUCCUCCACCGUCCUCCCCUCUUUUUGUAUAGCCCAGGGAUUUCUCUUCCAUCUUUUUUUUUUUUUUCGUUUUUUUUCUCUCUUUCAAAUCUUACACAAAACCCAUGAGAAUUCUCAUUUUAUUUGUACAACAAACAURUUCACUCGUUAACAUUGAUCCAGGGAUUUCCUCAUGUCUCCAUCCAGCGCUUGGGCCGAUCAGUCAUUAGUGACACGUCGGUCGAUUCAGCCGAUCUCAUUGUUUUCUCUAUGAUUUGCUCACCAGAAGCAAAGAGCACAACGCUUCAGCUGCUUCUGCAGUUAGUCAUCACUGUGCUGCAGAAAUCCUCCUACUUGUGUCCCCGCUCUUCUGCUGUCAGAGGCAUCAUUACUGAUAGAGCAUUCUUCAGUAUUCAGGGACAGUGUAUUAACUGUAUUUUUACUGUAAUAGCACAUCGUUUGUUUGUUUGUUUUUCUGCCACACUUGUUCAAAUAUUUGCCUGUAGGUUAUGGUCUCCAAUGGUAGUAGAAGGUGAUGCUGUCAAAGUUGAGCAAGGGAAAGGCGCAGCCAUCCGCAGCUUGCAGCACGUUCCCAUCAAGUGGAAUUUCAGCUCCAGGAGCAACAAAUAGAAUUCAUGACACUCGCCUUCAGUGCUGCGACUAAAGACGCCGGAGGAAGAGGAGCAAAAGGGAAUCUGAUGGACGACCCGAGUGCUGUGAAAGAGGACUGUAAUAGUUUUAUAAAGUGUCAGAAACUGAUUUUUUUUCUCUUUGCAUUGCACUUGUUCCGGAGGGAGUGUGUCUGUGCGCCACACUGCCUUCAUAGAUUUUUUUCCCCCCCUCUCACUCAGAUUGAGCCGUUUACCUGUUGGCCAAUGCAGCCGUCCCACUGCAUACUGUGCUUCCGCCAGUUGUUUUUCUUUAAUUCUAGAUGKUUUUUUUUUCUUUUCUAAUUUUGAAACGU
This is a messenger RNA of Austrofundulus limnaeus, 2781 nucleotides long. RefSeq names its product vasodilator stimulated phosphoprotein b (gene vaspb). Lineage: Eukaryota; Metazoa; Chordata; Actinopteri; Cyprinodontiformes; Rivulidae. The record is from RefSeq and is a predicted model, not a curated record. Gene Ontology annotation, molecular function: profilin binding; SH3 domain binding. The transcript is spliced from 14 exons. Gene Ontology annotation, biological process: positive regulation of actin filament polymerization; axon guidance; neural tube closure. Bases 497 to 1771 code for a protein of 424 amino acids.